GUGUGCACGCGCGUAUGCACGAGGUGAGCGCGAUAUGGAGGAUUCGGGCUCUGUACCACCUUCGGCCUCAGCCUCCGCUGCAACCCCCACCUCCGCUCCGGCGGACCCGACCACCCUGGAGCACCUGGACGAGAAUCAGGUUAGAAAGGCAGUAGAAGCUCUGUUGGCACAUUGCAGAUCUAGAAAAAGCAAUAAUGCAUUGCUUUUGAAUGAGAAGGAAAAUUUAUUUUUAAUGGUGGUGUUAUGGAAAAUUCCAGAAAAAGAACUGAGAAUCAAAUUUUCCUGGUCCCUUUCAGAUGUAUUUCUAAAUGUUGCUCUCGAUAAUCCCUUUCCAAGCUUUAAAACUGAGUACAAAGCGUAUGAGGCCAAGCUCAGGCUCCUGGGUGUUUUGAUUUCUUCCUUGCUGAUGAAAGAAUCAGGCGGCUUCUUACCCUCACACAUAGGGAGACAUUUCUAUCAAGGAAGAAGUAAGUUUCUAGCGCUGCCUGUGCUUUAUUUUGAAGGGUUAUCUUUAAAAUCUUUGCUUAACGUUGUGUUAAAUUCCAGUUCUAUCCGCAUCGGGCACACUGGGAUGCAGAUUCAGGACAUCACUGAAAACAUCAUUGCCGUUGCAGAAAACCUGGCGAGAAAGUUGCCAGAGAAGUGGCAGAGUGUCAAGCUCCUGUUUGUGAAAACUGAGAAGUCUGUUUCCCUCCCCAUCUUCUCCUCGUUUGUGAGCUGUGUGGAUGAAAGCAGCAAAGUGUCCUUCCAUGAAGUGAGGAGAAGAGUAGAGGGGGCGAGAAGUCGUGAAAAACAAAAGAAGAAAAACAGGAAGUUGAAGCGAAAGGCUCAGAAUGCUGCUGAAUCGAUCCUAUCUCUAGAUGACUUGCUACCCGCCUCAGUUACUGGCGUUCCAGUGAAGGGCUCUGAGGCCCGGAAGAAAAGAACUGGCAGAGUAAAAGGCAGAUCUAAAGUGACAGACGAAGCCGAAGAUGAAAUUCCACAACUGGUACCAAUAGCAGACACUCCAGCUAAAGAAAACAGUGAGAUACUGAAAAAUACCACAGGAAAGAAGUCUCCAAAAAAGAAUCCUGGCCCCAACAUACCUGGUGGCAAGAAGAGAAAGGUCCUGGCUGCUGGUGAGGCAUCCACAGCUGCAGAGCCUGGGGCCCCAGGUAAAGGCCCAGAGAAGAAGCUAAAGAUGGAACCGAAGGCAAAGGACAGAAGCGCCUCACUGGGGAAAAAAGACCAGAGACAGACUCCAAAAAAGCCAGAGGCCAAGUUCUUUGCCAAUUCUAGGAAUUCUGCAAAGAAAACUCCCAACACCCCCAAACAGGGGCCAAAAGCUCCCAAAGUGGCCCAAUCAACCUGAAAUUACUGCUUCCACCAAAGGACACAUCAGAGUUACCUGAAGAGCUUUAAAAAUACUUAGGCUGACUGGGCACCAGUGGCUCACUCUUAUAACCCUAGCUACUCAGGAGGCAAAGCAGUAGGAUCAAGGUUCAAAGCCAGCUCAGGCAAAUAGUUCCAGAGACCCUAUCUCAAAAAACCCAUCACAAAAAUAAGACUGGUGGAGUGGGUCAAGGUGUAGUGAGACCCUGCCUCCGAUAAAAGAUGAUUUGUGUCCUGGGCGGGAAAGGUAGCUCAGUGGUAGAGCACUUGCUGGCGUGCCCAAGGACCCUGACUUCCAUCCCCAGCACUGGGAAGGGAAAAAAAAAAUAGAAAGUAAAAAUACUCAGAUCCUAACCCCCACUUCAGUGUUCUCCAAGAGUGAGACCAAAACUUAAAUGUUUUCUAAAACCUCCACAGGUAACUCUGAUGUGCUUUCCUAUUUGUAAAAGCCAGUGAUUCAAAGUAAAAUCUAUUUUUAAUUGCUUUUCUGUGUUUGCUAAUGUAGUCAAGGAGGAAGUGCUUCUCUGUGGUUGUGUUUUUGUAUUAAAGUACGUUUGCUCUGAAUAGACAUUUUAUCCCCAAACUUCUUGAUUUCACUCGGCAUCUGUGAUGUGACCCCUUUCGUCAUUGGCUCUUAAGGUUUUUAUUUUAGACAGCUAAUAUAUUAGAUCUCCUUAACAAUUUAUCGGCUUAUGUUGACAAAGGGGUUUAUAGGCCUUCCUUUUAUGAGCCCUGCGGCACCCUCCAUGGCACGCAGUGCAGCAGUGGACACGGGUGCAGCAGUGCUGGGGAGGUUGCAGUAAGCACAGCUCAAGUGAUCCAACACACUCUGAGGCAGGCAGUGACUAUAGGUGCCCAGCUUUUCAGUGCAUUGGAAUUGGGGUACACAUCCCUAGUAGUGAGUGAUGGGUUUGCAGUAUUGCAGGUGGUAUAGGCCCCCAAACCCAAAUCCUGGGUUCCAUAGGUCAAGUCCAGCCACAUGCCCCAACAUCCCAAAUAAAGAUCCAUAAUGGUGAUGGGCAGAGAAAGGUUUAUGGUUUACUGUGGCACAGGAGGAGAAAAGGUAACAUUUCAGGCCAUCUCAGAACUGACACUUGAUGUUGUUCAAACAGAAUUGAGAGGAGUGUGUAAUUGGAAGCUAUUGUGAGAGACUGGCCUCUGCAGAUGGGUCUCCUAGAGGUGUUGCUAUUGAUUUUUGUUGUUGUUGCACUGGAGUUUGAACUCAGGGCCUCACACUUGCUAGGCAAGUGCUCUGCCACUUGAGCCACUCUACCCUCAAAGU
Molecule: messenger RNA, 2653 nt
Organism: Castor canadensis (American beaver)
Lineage: Eukaryota; Metazoa; Chordata; Mammalia; Rodentia; Castoridae
Source: RefSeq, a predicted model, not a curated record